CAGUUUUCAGCCGUGGAUACAAGCGGAAGGUUAACAAUUUAUCACACCCGCGAAAACAGCAUUGGUGUUAUUAUUAGCAUUCCGCUCUUGAAUAAAAUUGCAAGGCAAAUGGAAGUGAAUACAUCAGUCUAACAGAAGCCAUGGAUGUAGUAACUAGUACGUUGUCAAGUUGGGCUACAGCACAAAAUGCUUUCAGAGUGAUAUCUCUGCUUCAUUUAACGGCCUUCCGGUACCCAGAACAAGCAAACGUAGGAGAUGGCGCGUCGUUCGACUACAUAGUGCUGGGCGCGGGCUCGGCGGGCUGCGUGCUGGCCAACAGGCUCAGCGAGGACCCGAGGGUGACGGUGCUGCUGGUGGAAGCCGGCGGGGACCCGCCUGUGGAGUCCAAUCUACCGGCAUUGGUGGCCUACAACUUAAACUCUCAAAACGACUGGAACUACACUACUUCUACUAAUACAACAUGCACUGAUUAUAAAUGUCACGUUAACGACGUGAAUGAGUUGACACGAGGAAAGAUGCUAGGUGGUUCUAGCAGUCUUAACAUCAUGUAUUACGUGCGAGGCGACCCACAUGAUUAUGACACAUGGGCAAAUAUUACAAAUGACCAAAGCUGGAGUUACAACAACAUUUUGCCAUACUUCAUUAAAAGCGAGAGAAUGGAAACUACUGCCAUUCUGAAUUCGCCAACCGGUAUUUUUCAUGGAGCCAACGGAUACUUAGGUGUAAGUCAACCAUAUAACAUCGAAGCAAAAAAGUAUUUAGAUGCUAUUCAGGAACUUGGGUACAAUACUGUUCUCGAUACGAAUGGAAAUAAUACGUUAGGAUUCAUGCAGACUCAAUUAACAAUAGCUGAUGGUAUUCGCCAAAGCACGGCAAAUGCUUUUUUAUCACCAAUAAAAAAUCGACCAAAUCUUUACGUCCUCAAAAACCAUUUAGCAACAAAGAUCAAUUUCGAAAACCAGACGGCUGUAAGCGUGAAUGUCAACAACGAAAAUGGUCAGACAAUAACAGUGAAAGCAAGUAAAGAAAUAAUUUUGUCGGGUGGAGCGAUCAACAGCCCACAAUUAUUAAUGCUGUCAGGAGUAGGUCCUAAAGAUCAUCUGGAAGAUUUAGGAAUAAACGUUGUUUCCGAUCUUCCUGUAGGAGAAAAUUUACAAGAUCACAAGCUAGUUACUUUGUAUCAUACAACAGGACCAGCACCCAUCCCCGCGCCUAUUAAUCCUCAUAAAUUUCCUACCAAGGAUAUAGUCGGAUUCGUUACAUUGAAAACAAACCAGUCCUACCCAGAUUAUCAAACAGUAAUUAUAACAGGAGGUCCAGACAUCAUACUUACAUUUUGUGUCCUUGUAAUUUCAUUUGAUAAUGAUAUCUGUCAAAAUUUAUAUGACAGAAGCCAAAACAGAGAAGUAAUGAUAACUGCGUUAACUCCUGUGCAACCGAAAUCUAGGGGACAACUGCUAUUAAACAGCACAGAUCCUGAAGACUAUCCUUUAAUCUACACAGAGCCAUAUUCAGAUGAAAGUGAUCUUGAAAGUGUAGUAAGUUAUUUAGAGGAUUUUUCCCGAAUUAUUAACACAACGUACUUCAAGAGUGUAGAUGCAGAGUUAUUAGAGUUGGAAAAAUGUUCGAGCUACCCUGCUGGCAGCAAAGCUUACUGGCGGUGUUACGCUAAGUGCUUAGUUACCACAUUUUACCACCAAGUGGGCACGUGCGCCAUGGGCUCCGUGGUGGACAGCCGGCUGCGCGUGCGCGGCGUGGAGAGGCUGCGCGUGGUGGACGCCAGCGUCAUGCCCACCAUCACCAGCGGCAACACCAACGCGCCCACCAUCAUGAUCGCCGAGAAAGCAGCUGACAUGAUUAAGGAAGAUAAUAUAAUUCGAAAACGAAACCAAAAAAAGCAUAAAUCGCAUGGAUAUAAAGUAUAAAUUAAAGCUAGAUAACUAUCAAGGUUAAAAUUGUUUAUGUUAUUUUAAUUUUUUCUGAUAUUAAAUUUUUCGUGUGUGUUAAAUCCUAUAGUCCAGACACUUCACUUUUGUUCUGUAGGUAAACAAAAAAUCUCGAGCAUCCACAAAUCUAAACAGUGAACAACAAAAAAAUAUAGGCAUAUAAUAUUAUACCUUUGGUCUAUUCGCGGAUUUCGCGGUUAUUGAGCAAGCGUGUACCGCUAUGACGUUAGACUCGACGUUAGCGUAAACCGUGUAAAACUAAGUCCCGUGUCGCCAAUUAGCCAUCCGACACAGGCACGUGCGCGUGCGCUCAACUUUAUAGGAUGCUCCAAUUUUUUUAAGAACAUUAAUUUGUACUAUUUACAAAAAUUGCUAAUUUUAUUUUUAAAAGUAUUUUAUUAUUAACAUACAUGGAUAUUAUUUA
Molecule: messenger RNA, 2370 nt
Organism: Ostrinia nubilalis (European corn borer)
Lineage: Eukaryota; Metazoa; Arthropoda; Insecta; Lepidoptera; Crambidae
Product: ecdysone oxidase-like
Exons: 4
Coding region: 141-1925 (594 amino acids)
Molecular function (GO): flavin adenine dinucleotide binding; oxidoreductase activity, acting on CH-OH group of donors
Source: RefSeq, a predicted model, not a curated record